Molecule: messenger RNA, 2004 nt
Organism: Colletotrichum higginsianum IMI 349063
Lineage: Eukaryota; Fungi; Ascomycota; Sordariomycetes; Glomerellales; Glomerellaceae
Product: DNA repair protein
Exons: 3
Coding region: 1-2004 (667 amino acids)
Biological process (GO): SCF-dependent proteasomal ubiquitin-dependent protein catabolic process
Cellular component (GO): SCF ubiquitin ligase complex
Source: RefSeq, a predicted model, not a curated record
AUGACACGCUUAACUCGCCAGCGAGCUCAGGCUGAGAACCAGAACCAGAACCAGAACCAGAACCAGAACCAGAACCAGGACCAGGACCAGGACCAGGACCAGGACCAGGACCAGGACCAGGUACAGCCUGCCCAGCAAGACCAAGCUCUUCAGCAAGACCAAGUUGCUCCGCAGGAUCAAGCCCAAGGCACUAAUCGUCGCCUCCGCCACAUCUCUGGGCCACAAUCGGCUUUGACUGACUACCUUGCCACCAACAACAUCUCUGCAAGCCGGAUCCGUCUUGAAGCUGACCGGCGCCGCGCUGCUGCUGCUAGAAGCCGCCAAGCCCAGGAUGGCCGUGAUGACGAAGAAGAGGAAGCUGGUCCCUCGACGGGGUCCACUGGGGCCACCGAUGCCCCUGACAGCGGCCGCAACGAAACUGAAGCAGAGAGAAAGAAACGUGUGAAGAAGGAGCAGCAGGCUCUAGCCAAGAUCAAGGCAUCCAAGCUCUUCCUCAAACGGAAGCGCUACAUGAGAGAUGCCGAGGCAGAAGACGACUACGCCCGUCUCUUACUCAGCGAGAGAUUGGAGCCAGUUCCGGGCCAGAUGGAUAACUGCGCCAUUUGCAAGAAGCGCUUCACCGUCACGGCCUACUCGCUUAGUGGACCAGAAGGCGGCCUUCUCUGCGCCCAGUGCAGCAAAGACCAGGCUGCAAAGAAGGGGAAGGACGCAAAAAGGCCUCGCAAGUCUGCGAGUGGCCAGGGUAGCCGUCGCAAGGUUCAGAGUAACAUCCUCGAUGGCACGUACCAGACUGGUGCCAAGAAUUUGACGACGCUUUGCAUCGAGACACUGGCGAAGAAUGUCGACCUUGCCGACAGUCUGGGCGAUCUGCCGGACAAGGUUGUGGACAAGAUUGCUCGCCUCUUUUCCAAGCGUCGAUUGCUCAGCCCGGAGACUCUGCCCCUUUUCGUGCAACCCUCGACGACGACGGUGAAAAUCUACGACGGCGCCAAGCUGGGCUCCAAUGACUUUCGGGGCAUAUUCCAGACGACCAGAAACCUUCAACACUUUAAGGCCCGCAAUGCCAUUCAGUUCAAGGACGACGUCCUCUUAUACUUGACGGGCCGCGACUUCAGGCUUCUGUCUUUCAACAUUCAUGGCGCCAACUUGCUCAGCGAUUCUACGUGGACUCUGUUUUUUAAGGCCCAAGGUGCCGACCUAGAAGCCAUCCAGGUCUACUACACGGACAGGCACUUUGGCGACGAAAUGCUCGCUCUGCUUCCGCUUAAGUGUCCCAGGCUGAAGCGUCUCAAAGUCUACCACAAUCAGAAGGUGACGAACGACGGAGUCAAGGCAAUUGGCAAUAUCAAGACUUUGACGCAUCUCGGUCUUCAUCUGCAGCACGACAUCAGUCCCAAGAGCUUGUCCCACAUGAUCCGCGGUGCAGGCCAGGGUUUGGAGACGCUGUCUCUGAGAAAGAUGCCGAAGGCCAAUGACGAGGUCUUAACGGCCAUCAAGAACACCUGCCGGUCCCUCCGAAAGUUUCGCAUCACCGACAGCGAGAACAUGACUGACGAAGGCUUUGUCGACUUGUUCACCGACUGGGCCAACCCUGCGAUCGACACGAUUGACCUUCAGAAGUGCCGUCACCUUGAGUCUACUAAUCCUCGUGACAACCCUGACGGAGUCGGUCUCUGCUCGGACGGGUUCCGUGCCCUCAUGAAGCAUUCGGGCGGCAAGCUCAGGGACCUCAACAUUCACGCGUGUCGCCACAUCAAGCGCGAUGCCUUCGAGGACGUCUUCAACAAAGACGAUCAGUACCCUCAUCUUUCCAAGCUCGAGAUCAGCUUUAUUGAAGAUGUCGACGACUUUGUCCUUGGACGCAUCUUCCGAAGUUGCCCCAACAUUCGCGAGAUCAACGUCUUCGGUUGCAUGAAGGUCAAGGAUGUCAAAGUGCCCAGAGGCAAGGUAGUGGUUGGAGUCCCCAACGCCAUCGGUAUGGUAAUUGAAGGUCGAGAGGACUAG